AUAAAACCUUUUCUCGGUCAGAAAUAGAAAAACUAUUGUGAGCUGAUAAAGAGAUGCAUUAAUGGCGAUUCGACCGAGAAUCCGUAAAAGGGUUCAAGCGGUUCGUCGUGCUGCCGAUGGAAGCGCUUUUGAAAAAUGUGAAGAAUGUGGUCUUAUGAUCGCGAUUGCUCUGUUUGAUAUGCACGAGUGCGGUGAGAAUAGAAGAGAAGUGAAGAGAUUCAAGUGCAUUUCGAGUGGCAAAUUCGAAAAUAUCUCGAAACCAGUCGGGAGCUUUGAAGAUGAACCCAGAUCGCCGUUCGUCUUCUUCUUAGAGGAUUUUAAGGAAAAUUACGGUGGAAACUUGGUGGAUGCUAGCAGAAUAUGUUUCAAUGUGUGGAAAAACAUGUCAGAAGAGGAACAAAAGCCCUUCAUAGCCCGUGCUGCAGUGGUUGAUUUGGCACACAACAGGAAAUUAAACCAAGAAAAUAAAAGCAUUUUUAAGGCAGAUGAUGAGGCAGAUUCGAAAGCUGUCGCGAAAUUUGACAAGUUCUAUGAGAGAUACGAUCAUGAAAAGGAGGACUCUGAUUCAUCUGAUCAUUUCGGACAUGAGUUUUGGGAAGACGAUUCUCUGCUGGACAACUGAGAAACCCGGUUUAGUGGAGAGGGCCUGUUGGCUUGUGUAUAGAUUUUAGAGAUGUUUUGGGAAAGUAUGUAAAUAUAGGCUGAUCAUAUUUCCUUCCUCUAAUCCUCUGUGAUGACCUUUUAGAGGUUUUUCUCGUUUUUAUGGUUACGCUCUGUUUAUUCGUUUACUUUUUUUCAGUCACUACGAAAGAGAACUAGAGUACA
Molecule: messenger RNA, 825 nt
Organism: Eutrema salsugineum
Lineage: Eukaryota; Viridiplantae; Streptophyta; Magnoliopsida; Brassicales; Brassicaceae
Product: high mobility group B protein 7
Exons: 7
Coding region: 62-622 (186 amino acids)
Source: RefSeq, a predicted model, not a curated record